CCCACCCACGCCACGCUCCGAAGCUUCCCUGUUCCCCUCUCGUCUCGUUUCCUUCCCGACGAAGCAGCGGCGGCGGCGGCGGCGGCGGCAGCGAUAUCCGCCGAUCCCCUCCCGAAUCCCUUCUCCGUUCGGCCUCUCCCCGCCCCCCUCUCCCCCCGCCGCGCGAUCGCCACCGCCGCGGGCAUAACAUCCGGGCCGGCCGCCUCCGCCUGGGCGGAUGGGGAGCGACGCGGAGCCGGCCAAGGGGCUGCUGCCCUACCUGCAGCGCGCCGACGAGCUGCAGAAGCACGAGCCGCUCGUCGCCUACUACUGCCGACUCUACGCGAUGGAGAAGGGGAUGAGAAUUCCGCAGAAGGAGCGCACCAAGACCACCAACUCUCUCCUCAUCUCCCUCAUGAACCAGCUGGAGAAGGAUAAGAAGUCUCUGACUUUGGGUUCUGAGGACCACCUUCAUGUAGAGGGGUUUGCAUUGAACGUCUUUGCUAAAGCAGACAAACAGGAUCGUGCUGGACGAGCUGACAUAAACACUGCGAAAACCUUCUAUGCUGCCAGCAUCUUCUUUGAGAUUCUCAACCAAUUUGGUGAGCUUCAGCCUGAUCUUGAGCAGAAACAGAAAUAUGCCAUCUGGAAAGCUGCUGAAAUAAGAAAAGCUCUCAAAGAAGGACGGAGGCCUGAAGCUGGUCCUCCUGGUGGGGACAAAGAUGAAACACUUGCCAGCACCACGACAGUUCCCCAUGAUAUGGGGCACAGCCAAUCCUUUGGUACUGGUCAGCAUGGAAACGAAUCAUCAUCUCAGCAUAUAGACAAGGAUUUUAGUAGGAGGGAUAGCUUCUCUGCUGUCCAGCCAGGAAAUAAUGCACCCCGGCAAAGUACAGAGAAGUUCAAUGACCAUUUCUCUGCCCAGUCACCUUAUUCACCCCCACCCCCACAAUCCCAUGACCAUGUGUCUGCCCAGUCACCUUAUUCACCACCGCCCCCACAAUCCCAGUUUUCAUCUCCUGCACAGUCGUCUUAUUCCUCUCCGUCAUACCAAGGAACAGAUUACCCUUCUUCCGAUGUUCACAAACUACCCCACAAUUAUUCAUCUGCCCCGUAUACAAGCACAGAUUACCCUACCAAUGAGGUCCACAAACCACCAUCUAAUUACUCCUCACCCCCAUACACUAGAACAGAGCACCCUUCCAAUGAAAGCUACAAUCCCCAGAGCAAUGAUAAACCAGAUGUUUCUGCUUAUUCUCACACAUACCACCAGCCACCCUACACGAUUGAACCCCAGCACACAUCUCAGAACUACUACUCUACGGAAACCCCAGCUGCUCCAUACAACUAUCCUAAUUUUCAGUCCUAUCCAAGCUUUCAGGACAGUUCGGUGCCUUCCGUGCCAAAUCAUCAGUCUUCGUUCUAUCCUGCUAGCGAUGGUACAACCGCUGCAUCAUACUCCCCUUCUGCAUCAAAUCAUUCUGUACCAACACAGUACCACCCUAGUCCUGAUGCUACACAUCAAGUUACCCCCCCUGCUCCCGCACCACCAGCUAGCCAGUACAAGUAUGAUAGCAGCUACCAGCCAGAAGUUGAAAAGAUUGCCGAAGCUCACAAGGCAGCAAGAUUUGCAGUUGGCGCCCUUGCAUUUGAUGACGUAUCAGUUGCUGUUGAUCACCUGAAGCGUGCUUUGGAUCUUCUGACGAACCCUUCCGCUGAAACUCACUAGCUCUCUGGCUUUCUACGGUCUUCACAGAAAACAUCUUCUGUACAUAUAUGCUACACUGGUACUUACUACGACAUGGAGAUGUUGGUUGGUUUAGUUGCAUACAAACAAGAUAGCAAGAUACUGGGGAUGGCUACACAAAUCUAAGAGAUCUAAAGGGCGCCUUUCUUCUGUAUUUACAAGCAGUGAACAUCUUGUGUGAAAUUGAGUUAUUUGUUACCAGAAUUUUGAAAGAAAAGGCUAUGCUGUACAUUAAAUUGUUUAAAUAA
Molecule: messenger RNA, 1974 nt
Organism: Oryza brachyantha (malo sina)
Lineage: Eukaryota; Viridiplantae; Streptophyta; Magnoliopsida; Poales; Poaceae
Product: protein HOMOLOG OF MAMMALIAN LYST-INTERACTING PROTEIN 5
Exons: 7
Coding region: 218-1708 (496 amino acids)
Biological process (GO): late endosome to vacuole transport via multivesicular body sorting pathway
Cellular component (GO): multivesicular body
Source: RefSeq, a predicted model, not a curated record